CUUCAACUUCCUCUUCUCUUCGCUCCAUUAUCCCGGCUUGCCCGCGCUCCCUCUCUCCCAUCCUCCCAUUGUCCAAUUGAUCUUGUCCCCUCGUUUUCUAUUUUUUUUUUUCCCCCAUCUCUUUCCCCUCCGCUCCCUCGUCCUCUUGCGGGCGGGCCCUGCACAUUCCGCCAACCCAGCGCCGGGUGCAUGAUGAAGCCGGCGUCGUCGCUGCAGAAGACCUACGAUGACUGCUACUUGAUGUGCUCCACCGCCGUCUACUUUGAGGGCCAGCAAAAUGAAGAGGAGGCCUUGAGAUCUUGGCGCUCCGCUCUGGAAACGAUCUACUAUCAUAACGCUUAUCGAGUCCCCUCCAAGUAUACCCCCAAGAACGAGACCGAGCGCGCCCUACAGGACUCGAUCCGCCAGCUCGAACUUCAAUGCCGCGAGCGGGUCGAUCUCCUCCAGGCCCUCCGCGACAGCAGAAAGGACUCCUCGGGACGAUCCCCUCCUCCUCGCACCACCCCCGGCUGGAUUGGCGACGGGACCGUCCCCGCGGUCGGAUAUACCGAUCUCUCCAAACCCCCCACCAUCCCCGGUCGCCCGGCCCCAUCCACCGCCGUCAGCUCCGAGUCGAUCAGGAACGAUACCGCCAGUGCUGCUGCGUCAUCCCCGGCCGUUCCCAUCCCCGCACGGCGCACGCAGUCGCAUUCCUCGAGCAAGACCGACUCCCGCACCCCCAGUCCCGACCGGCGGAAGAUCAUGCCCUUCACCCUGCGUACCAGUGAUUUCAAGAAAUUGGGAAAGAAGAAAGACAGCUCCCGUCGGCGCGAGCUGCGGCCGGCCGCAGCAUCUCAGGCCGCAGGUCUGGCUUGGGGUAGUAUCUACCCGGCUUCGUCAUUGCCCGACAAAACCGCCAGUGAUGCCGCCCUCGCAUCCUCCCGGUAUACCGCCUCCAAUGAUCCCAGCUUUCGACGAGAGCCGGGGCCCCUUCGAUCCCAUUCCGGAGACGGACGUCCUCCGCGGAAAGUGUCGCAUCCAGUCGACGAUUCUGAUAGCCGUCGCACCGGACGGAAGCUUCGCGCGCCGGACCAGACUGCCCGGCGGCCGCCUGCGAAGAAAUCCGCAUCGAGUACUCCUUCAACAACGCCGACAGCAUCCACACAUCGCACCCCAACUGCCGAAGAUUCGCAGCAAUCGUCCGCUCGUUCCCAGUCUGCCUCCGUGGGGGCCCGCUUGAGAGACGCCGUUCGCCCACAGCCGCCACCAAAACCAUCUGUCAAACCCAAGCCAGUAGCAUUGAGGGCGUCCAAUCCAACAACAGCCCCUCCAGGGCUAUCUCCAGGGACCCCGGAGGUGUCUGGCAAGUCACCGACCAAAUCGACGUCGCGACCGCGGGUCACUCCAGCAUCGUCAGCAGACGAUGCCUUGGUUCCAGGCUUGGAUCGGAUGACACUCUCGGCGGGCAGUCCUGUUCGAUCAACCCCGCAGCUUAAACGAACUGUAACGCCCCCAUCGAGUGAUCCGGAGUCAUUAGGCCCCAAGUCUACCGAACCCGACGACGAAGAUGAGGUAGAUGACGAGGAGGAUGACGCGUAUAUGGAUAUCCUGAACAAGCUUCCCAAAGGAGUCGAUGUGACUGCCGCUCGACAGAUUCUCAAUGAUAUCGUUGUCCGCGGAGACGAAGUCCAUUGGGACGACAUCGCCGGUCUCGAUAACGCCAAGAAAGCCCUCAAAGAAGCCGUUGUCUACCCCUUUCUCCGACCUGAUCUUUUCUCUGGUCUACGUGAACCCGCGCGCGGCAUGCUCCUCUUUGGACCUCCAGGAACAGGGAAGACUAUGCUGGCGCGCGCCGUCGCUACGGAAUCCAGAUCGACCUUCUUCUCCGUCUCUGCGUCCACACUGACAUCCAAAUGGCAUGGUGAAAGCGAGAAGCUUGUGCGUGCUCUCUUCGGACUGGCCAAGGCUCUCGCCCCAUCCAUUAUCUUCGUCGAUGAGAUCGACUCGCUGCUCUCCGCUCGAUCUUCGGGAACUGAGAACGAAGCAUCUCGCCGGUCGAAAACGGAGUUCCUUAUUCAAUGGUCAGACCUGCAGCGCGCAGCAGCCGGCCGCGAGCAAAAGGAUAAGAAAAUCGGCGAUGCCAGCCGCGUGCUCGUCCUCGCAGCCACCAACAUGCCCUGGGACAUUGACGAAGCCGCUCGUCGCCGCUUCGUCCGUCGACAAUAUAUCCCUCUUCCGGAGCAUGAGGUCCGCGAACAGCAGCUCCAGAAGUUACUCAGUCACCAAGUGCACGAACUGUCCAGCGAAGAUAUUGAAGUCCUCGUCCAGGUUACUGAGGGCUUCUCCGGUUCUGACAUGACUGCUCUCGCCAAGGACGCUGCCAUGGGCCCUCUCCGGAACCUUGGGGAAGCGCUCCUUCAUACCCCGAUGGACCAGAUCCGCCCGAUCCGCUUCCAGGACUUCGAAGCGAGUCUCCUAUCCAUCCGACCUAGCGUGAGCAAGGAAGGGUUACAGGAAUACGAAGAAUGGGCUCGACAGUUCGGAGAGCGAGGUGGGUAGUUCUUUUCCCCCCCUCCCUCUGGCUGUUUGCAGUCCUUAUAACAAUCUCUACGUUGGUGUUGGGACUUUUUUGGGAUGGCGUACCGGGGGUGACAGGAUGGAAUUGGUAGGAUGCAUGCCCGGAUUGGUAGGCCAGACGGAUUGGUAUGUUGGUGUUUUUCUUGGAUUCUGGCCGGACGGUGCAUGGUAUGUUAUUGUUUGGGAUGAUGCAUUACUUUGAUGUGGGUAUCGCUGUAGGUGUACGUUGUGUGGGAUGAAGUCUAGUUCCAUCCGAUUUCAAUUCAACGCAUCAACGCAUCAACGCAACCAAAACCAAAACAAGCAGUCCAAC
This is a messenger RNA of Aspergillus ibericus CBS 121593, 2869 nucleotides long. RefSeq names its product putative AAA family ATPase. The record is from RefSeq and is a predicted model, not a curated record. Lineage: Eukaryota; Fungi; Ascomycota; Eurotiomycetes; Eurotiales; Aspergillaceae. The transcript has 3 exons. The coding region runs from base 190 to 2538 and encodes 782 amino acids. Gene Ontology annotation, molecular function: ATP binding; ATP hydrolysis activity.